Beta vulgaris subsp. vulgaris (sugar beet) is the source of this 1118-nucleotide messenger RNA. Its product is annotated as peroxidase 57. The record is from RefSeq and is a predicted model, not a curated record. Gene Ontology annotation, cellular component: plasmodesma; plant-type cell wall. Bases 45 to 1013 code for a protein of 322 amino acids. Gene Ontology annotation, biological process: response to oxidative stress; hydrogen peroxide catabolic process. Gene Ontology annotation, molecular function: heme binding; peroxidase activity. The transcript has 2 exons. NCBI's taxonomy places the organism in Eukaryota, Viridiplantae, Streptophyta, Magnoliopsida, Caryophyllales, Amaranthaceae.
UUUCCUGAUCUAGCCACUCCUACACAAGUAUCCAUACACAAACCAUGACUAACUAUAGCCUUAAAAGAGCUUCUAAACUUUACCUGCUGUUCAUCACGCUCCCCCUCAGUUUAGCUACUCUAAGAGUUGGUUUCUACACAACCUCUUGCCCUCUAGCUGAAUCUACCAUUCGUCGAAUCGUCCAACAACGCUUUGUUGCAGACAAAUCUGUAACUCCUGCCUUACUUCGCAUGCAUUACCAUGAUUGUUUUGUUAGGGGUUGUGAUGCGUCCAUACUCAUAGACUCAACUCGCAGCAAUCAAACAGAGAAAGGUGCAGGUGCUAACUUAGGCGUACGAGGAUACGAAGUGAUAGAUCAAAUCAAAGCUAGGCUAGAAAGUAUAUGCCCUGAAACCGUCUCAUGUGCAGACAUCAUAGCACUAGCGACCAGGGAAGCUCUACGCCUAGCAGGAGGCCCAAAUUAUGACGUGCCAACGGGUCGAAGAGAUGGGCGUAUAUCGAGAUCUGAUGAGGUAAACCUGCCCGGCCCAUCAUCCACAGUAUCAGAGGCUCAAAAAGUGUUUCGUGCCCAUGGGUUGACCCUGGAUGAAAUGGUGGUGCUCUUGGGUGCUCACACUGUUGGAACUGCUCACUGCAGUUUCUUUCGAGAUAGGCUAUCAAACUUCCGAGGAAGUGGAGCUCCAGAUCCUACAAUGGAACGAGGAAUGGUUGAUAAACUUAAGAAUACAUGCGGUUCGAAAAUUGUGGAUCGUACUGUAUUCUUGGACGAAAACACUUCAUUUUUGGUGGAUAACAUGUACUACAAGCAAAUAAUUAGGAAAAGAGGGGUGCUAAAAAUUGACCAGGAGAUAGAAGAGGACAUGGCAAGUUCCAAGUUUGUAGCAAAAUUAGCAGCAGAUAAUGCCUUGUUUGGAGAACACUUUGCAAAGGCAAUGGUGAAACUGGGGAGUUCUCGAGUCCUUGAGGGUCGUGAUGGGGAGAUUAGACGAAACUGUAGGGUAAUCAAUCAUUAGAAGCAUUUAAGGAGUUCUAAGUGAACUAGUUACAUGGGCUAAAUACCAAGGAACUAGCCUAUAUAAUAAACAGCUGAAUAAAUGAAUUACAUGUUUUUCGAUCUC